Molecule: messenger RNA, 1645 nt
Organism: Setaria italica (foxtail millet)
Lineage: Eukaryota; Viridiplantae; Streptophyta; Magnoliopsida; Poales; Poaceae
Exons: 5
Coding region: 533-1144 (203 amino acids)
Source: RefSeq, a predicted model, not a curated record
CCAGAAUCAGGCUCUGGUGAAGUUGUAAGCCGCCGCCACCGAGACGCCGCCGCCGCCGAGAAGUAAGUUGGUCUCCCAACUCUUUCCUCCGCCCUCCUCUUGACCACCCGCACUCUCUCACCAUUCUAGUACAAGCUCCCGCUGCCGCAGCCGACACCCGCGCUCUCCCGCACCACUACCUGGUCACCCCGCUUCAGCCGCCUGCGUACUCCCGAUCACAUCGGAGGUAACGGCACACAUCUUCCCCGAUCUGCGUUCCGCAACGAUCAACCUGAGGAGGAGGAUCGCGGGGUAGCCAAACAGCCCACUGACAGAUCCAGAUCUAUUUGUGCGUCCGAUGACGCUGUAGAUCUGUGAAGCAGCCCUCCUAAAACACCUCUUGUGCUUCACUAUUGCUGCUUUCUAGUAGAUCGUCUGCUUUUCUAAUAAUCGUUUAGUUUUUAUUUUUUCCGACACUUCUAUUUCAGGUCUACAUACUUUUUUUGGGAAGCAAGAAGCCUGAGAAGUGGGGGAGACGAGGGCUGGAGUAGGCAUGCAGGAUACUCUCCAUGCCAGAAUCUGCAAGAGUGUUGUUGCAGUAUCUAUUAAAAAAAAUGUAUAUACUGAGGGUACUGUUGUAUUAGUUACUCCAAAUUUUGCCUAUAUCAUAGCAGAUUCAUAUUAUUUCAGAAAAAACAAAGAUGUAACUGAAGUCACUGUUGUAUUACCAAACACAAAGAAAGUGGUCCUUCAGCUAGGACGUGUGAAGCUUUUUCAGAAUGUUGCUUGCAUCCGAUGCUUUAAUCCCACACCAGGACAAGACUCUUGUCUGGAGGAAUUGGUUGGCAUGGAUUUCUGUGAACAAAUUCAAGAAAAUGAUAAAGUUUUUACAUUCAGCGACAAAAACAACAAGAAGUUGUUGACUCCUGGCAGAAUUAUCUUAAUUGAAGAUAAAACAUUUGAUCAUAAUUGUGCAUCAGACCUAUAUUCAUGUUGUGGAGCACCAGUAAUUAAUGAAGCCGGACAGUUUGUUGGCAUGUGUACAAAAUUAACCCAUGGAUAUCUUACUGCGGUUAAGGCGAAGGAAGUAGCACAAAUGAUUGACAAUGCUGAAAAAAGAACUCACACGACCAUUGCAGAUACCUUACAAAAUUUGCGCCAGUGAAAGGGUUCAGGUUCUCAGGAGGGCCUGGACGCAGAUGUUUUCCCAUCAACUCUUGGCCGUUGUGUUGAAGAAUGGGGCAAUGUCUUGAGAAGUUUUUCGGUGCAGAAGGUGUUGGCCUCCAUACCGCACCUAAAUUUGCAACAUUAGGCUGUCCUUCUGAUGGUAUGGUCGCUCCAGGAUCUUGUUUGGCACCACUGCAUUUCAGGUUGCUGUGACUUUUUUGCUUCUUGCUUUUCACUAGAUUGCUAAGCUGGAUUUCGUUAGAAUAGAGCUCUGUGGCUAUUUGUAAUGCAUGUGUCCGAACUACUGGUGAGGCAUGGCCGAUGUGAUGCAGAAUAAGGAAAUUUCUACUGUAGAAUUGAGUAGUGUGUUUAUUUGUAAUGCAUGUUUCCAAAUUACUAAUUUUGUGUAUGUUCGUUCUUCGUUGCAUUCCAGACUCCAGACGUAAUCUGUACAUAAGUGGUGAAAGACAGAAUAAAUUGAAACAAGAUCUUGUAAUCA